This is a messenger RNA of Pyricularia grisea, 987 nucleotides long. RefSeq lists its product as uncharacterized. The record is from RefSeq and is a predicted model, not a curated record. The transcript has 2 exons. Bases 1 to 987 code for a protein of 328 amino acids. Lineage: Eukaryota; Fungi; Ascomycota; Sordariomycetes; Magnaporthales; Pyriculariaceae. Gene Ontology annotation, molecular function: metallopeptidase activity.
AUGAACCGCCUCAUCUCAUUCCUAGCUCUCUCUGCGCUAGCCCUUCUCUCCACAGCACAAGAUGGCCCUACCAAACCGCCAGUCGACAAGAGCUACAACCGCAACAAUAUCAACGACGGUCUGGGCGAGUACCUGGAGGGCACUCGACAAAAGCCAAACAUCACCGAGUGGGAAAACAAGGCCGUGUGGCCGGAUGGCUGCCGCCUCGAGGCCGAGGAGGCCAACCUGGACGCCGCCGACUUCAAGGUCUACGAGGUCAGGUACGGCGACUGCGACGAGCCCUGGCACAUGUGCGUGCACGACGAGGCCGGUUCCAGCAAGGAGCACCUCGCCGAGCAGUUUGGCAGGAUACCGAUCGGGAUGCGGUCGUACGUGAGGAACCUCGUGGCGCAGCCGCAGCACUUUGAGAAGAAGACAGUUACGGCGCAUUUUAGGUCCACGGGGGAUAUGACGACGUUUGUCAAGGUCGAGCUGGCUACUUUGGUUCAUGAAAUAGGCCAUGCGCUAGAUUUCCUCGCCCUGAAGAACAAGACGACCCAAGACGGCAAAAAGGUGUCGUCCUUCAGCAUGACAAAGGCGUGGCAGGACUCGGUCGCUUUGGACAGCAACGUCCCAACAGAGUACUCUCGAAAGUCGUGGGUCGAAAACUUUGCAGAAACGGUAAUCAUGGCAACCUUUGACGAGAACGUGCCCAACGCUCGCAGCAAGGACGUCGGCCCUUGGCCCGACAGCAACAAGUGGGAACUUUUCAAGGAGCAGCUCAAGACGGUCGUGGACAACGUCGGCGGCAAGAUCACGCCCGACGAAAAUGCCAAAUGCAAGAAUCGGCUGCAAAACAGCAAGGCCGUGCCAAAGAAUGCCUUGACGCCAAAGAGGGAGCUGGGGUUGAAGCCUGACCUGAGGAUCAGGGAUACGUCUAUCAAUAUUAUCGAAGGAGAUUCGGAUCAGGACUCUGUUGUUGUGGAUGGUUGCGAUCAUAAUCACUGA